Messenger RNA from Pocillopora meandrina, 20799 nucleotides. The record is from the annotation of a GenBank genome assembly. Lineage: Eukaryota; Metazoa; Cnidaria; Anthozoa; Scleractinia; Pocilloporidae.
CUUUCAGAAUGGAAGAUGCACAGCAACCGGAAAAAGCAUCUUAUUUGUGUCAAUCACCGAUUUGAUCAAGCCCUUCCAUUUUGUCGCUAGGUCAAGCUUGUCUACAAGUACAAUACAAAGUGGGGCUUCAGUAUAUCUGGCUUGUGUUGUUAAUUCGGAGCACGGCACGAAAACGUUGGAAGGAAGAUUAAUUGCACCACGAGGUUAGUAAUUAUAUUUUUUAGUAUUUCUCGACCGCUAUCUAUGUUACAAUUGCAAUAACCCUGUGCUCUUUAUUUUAACGAGAACUUUAAGUGUCGCCGGUAAAGUCUUACCAUAGUUUAACAAAACUGCGCUCUACACGAGCUUCAAUAUGGCCAAAAUAUUUAUCAAAACAUUGAUUUUUGUGCACAAUUUUAAGAAGGUUAAUUAUAUAACCUCCAAUAACCCACUUCAAAGUAAAGUUUGAGUUCCUCAAUCGCAAAAAACCGCGGCCUAAGUCAGACUUCCUAUAAAUAACUGGCCUUCAGUUUUCUUCAGUAUUUCGUUGAUUUAUUUGCACUUUGAGUACUUUCGCUGGCUAUAAGCCAAUUGAUAAUAUUCCUUUUGUGGCCCAACACGAAUUCCUGUUUUCAAUGUGUGGUCUUUUUCUAAAUUUUAUUGUGAGUAUUUUAAUUGUCCUUUGUCUCGUUCUUGUUCUUGUUAAUUAUGUAGUUCCUUUGGCCUCACCUCCUCACGUAUUGCUCUUCCUGUUCCUGUUUUCCUCCUUGUCCCGCUCUCUCAAGUACUUUUACUCGCCACGAUCUUGAGUCAAUUCUCUAAAAUUUUUGUUACCCAAAUAAUUUUCUUGCAGCCUGUUAUAUAAAAAUUGUAUGAAAAUUAUAAGCAGGAGUUGUACAUGGAUGACCCCAGCGUGGAAGGGUGAUGUCUGUACAGUGACUUAAGUGGGUCUGUUUUAACUCUUUACUUGAUGUUUUGGUAACUGAAGUGUCUACCCUUAAAGAUAGCGCUGUGUCAGUGUCUCAUGUACAAAUUUUUAGUCAGUUGGAGAGAGCAAUUUGGGAUUGCGUUGGUUUUCUGGUUAACUUCGCUCUGUGAUUGAUACAGAAAACGCGUUUUACCCACUCAACCAAUCAGAUGUAAAAUUAAAUCAACCGCGUCUUUGUCACUCGCAGUUAAGCUGUGGUUUAAGCAAUUUGCUUGUUUGUUGUUUGAGUUUUCAAUGGCCCCUUAAGAUGUUUUUUCUUUGUGAAAACUUCCUCCGGAUCGGAAGACGCCAUAUCAGUCUCUAUAGUAGCACAGCCUUUGCGACUUUCUUGGUGAGACCUGCACUGAUUACAAAAUUGUUCAUCGCGGUAAUCGUAAAAUAACAAAUCUAAUACGCAAAGAUGUCUCUCACCAAAGCUAAAAUCGUCUACCCACAUUAACCAGAUGUUACAGACGGUAGCAGAACGAAUAACCUAGGCGUUGAAAACAGUCAUUCAUAAUAGUUUCAGAGGGUGAAAACACUCGGCGGACUUGAAAAAUCUCAACCGCAGGUAAUGAAAGACAUUUCUCACUGACUUUGGUUAGCAAAGUCAGGUCUGGCUUUCAGGUAACCAUAGAUCCCAUCAUAGAUAUAUGAGGGCAGCUUGUAGCGGUUCUGGGCGCAAUCGUGUCGUGUCAGUUCCAAGACAAGGCGCUGUGGGUGUGGUAAAGUAUCAGUUAGAUCGCGGAGUUUCUCAGUUAUGAAACCAAAAAUUAGAACCACAGAAAUUUUAAGAGAUGAGGCAACCUUUUUAUUUAAAAGACAAGUUUCGACAGCUCCUCUGGCGUCUUCAGUUUGAAUUAAAGUAAAAGUUUAGUCUGUAAUAUUACACAGUGCAGACGUUGAUUAGGGGUUUCUACGUGACACGUGAUGAAGCUCAAAGUUAAUUCGUGACGCGUGAAUUUUACAGAAAUGCGGGGUGAGGUGAGGAUUAAAGUUUUCCCUUUUAAGUUCGUGACGUGUGAAAUGCUGUUUAAAGUAAAGGUGAAGCGUGAAUUUUUCUAAAGUUUUAGAAUGAAACGGAAUCAGGAGCUCCCUCCUCUCCUUUGAUGGUCUUUGUCACCCUCAGUGGAAGAUGAUGAUUAUUCAGUGACACCAGCUUACUAGGAGAAAAAAAAACUCCAAAGACUCCCAAAAACUUUGCAAGCUCUACCACCGGGCUACAGGAAACUCCUGGUAGGGUAGGUUAUUGAACUAGGUCCAUGACGACAAACUUCCUGCAUACUGCCAGGAUAGGAAUAUCGAUAUGAGAUGCUUCUGUGCAUUGUGUUGGGCAAGGAAAUUAAAGUCGCGAAAAAUUUCAUGUGCGAGUUUGUUGUCCUAAAUGAAUAAUGGUUAGGUUUUGUCAUAAUUUUUUCUAAAUAGCUGGAAAUAACUUCGGUGGGACAACUAAAGUGGAUUUUAGGUAAAAAGUAAAUACACGAAGUUCUAGGAGUGAUGAUGGUGAGAUUUUUUGCAGUGGCCGGCAAUUCUUGUUUAGCUACAAGAUCGUUAAUCGGGUUUUUGAUAAUGUUAAUGUUUUGGUUGAUGAAAGUGAGAUCUUUGUCAACUUUGGCAUAAAAGGAGGUAUCAGAAAGUUGCCACAAAGCUACUUUUUGGUAGAGGUUGGCCCGCCAAAUGACGACUGCUCCGCCUUUGUCGGCCGCUCUAAAACGUGUCUUUGCGUUUUUUUAGACUUUUGGCACGAAUAACAACAGUCGUUGUUUGUCAGCCGCUUUAAUAACUAUGUCUUUGCGUUUUUUUUAGACUUUUGGCACGAAUAGAUUGUACUAAAAAAGCUGGACAGAUUCUAGUCAAUAUCGUCAGGAGUUCAUUUCAAACCAAUGACCAAUUUGGAAAUUUCAAUUGCGCUCGCUCAAAAUGCAAAACUUGUCCUUUCAUUUACAACUUAGAUAAAAUGUCGGAACCCAAAAUAUCCAUUGCGAUCACUGAUCACUUCACGUGCACCUCCGCCAAUGUCAUUCACUGCAUUCAUUGUCCAUAUUGCAAAAGCUAUACAUUGGUGAAACAGGGAGACGACUUGGUGACCGAUUCCGAGAACACCUUCGCGACGUAGAAAGAAAUGACAAGGACAUAUCCGAACUAGUCACAAGACACUUUAAUCUCCCUAAUCAUUCUAGGCAGCAUAUGGCAGUUUGCGGCCUUUCCCUUCGCUAGGCAGUACGGAAAGCCGCAAAGCUCUAAAACAAAACUUCGUCUUUCAAAUCGGCACUCUUAAUCCCAACGGUUACAACGAGCGCUUCACAUUCAAUUAAUUUAUUCUAAAUUUUGUAAUUUAUUCUUGUUCUCUUGUCACCAGAUUUCCACCGAUGGCGUAGCUCCAUUUUCUGUAUAUAAACCCACACACAACCCUGAAUUCCUCCAAUCGCCCUGAUGAAGGGCUAACGCGCGAAACGUCAGCUUUUAAAUUGUUAACCGUGGCCAAUUUACGUCAGCAACUCGGUCGAUUACUGACUAAAUUAUCCUGUUAUACUCUCCUACCGACGCAGCACUCUCAUUUGAGAAAGGAUGAAAACGUAUAAAGAAAUGAUUUUCUAUUUUGAUUCUUUACGUAAAUCACGGUCAGGUUAAAAGCAGGCCAGGACAGAUUCUAUGAUAUCUUAAUUUCACUGUUCUCUCCCGAUUCAGUCUGACAAGCUUAAAAUAAAUUAACUUUCAAUGGCUAAACAACUCUUUUGGAAAAAAUCGAAUUACUCCCUUCCUGAUUAUUUUCAUCAACUGUAGCCGAAUUCAUAGUUUUUUAAUUUUUUAAUUUGUUUUUUUAUCUCAUUAUCGCAUUUGCGCCAACAUCAGGGGGUCGAAUUCAGUCCAAAAUUUCCAUGUCACGCACUGAUGAAUAAAAUCCACUUCAAAUUUAUUUAUUUUCAUUUGAAUAUCUUGUUGGAUGUUGGUUCUUAUAACUAUGAAGAUAGCAAAAAUAUUUGUUGAGGAGUCACAUGUGGCCUUACUCGAGUACAUUUGGAUGGGGCAUAUACCACAGUCGAGCUUUCCAAUUGUAGCUUCUGUUUCAGUAAAAUUUUGUACCAGAAAAGAUCAAUUUGAAUGUCCUUAAGUCUCUCCUACUCAUUUUUAUCUACACUUUUCCUCUGAAUAUCUAAGAGCUUCUACUUUCUUGUAUUUGCGUGCGAAACACCGAAUUCGUGACAAUACAGGUUCGUAAGGGGUACUUCCUUCUAUUGUGAAAAAAAACAAGGUAAGCGGAAAUCCGGUUUUACCGUUCACUUUGUGGGAACCAGUCGCUUAAUCAGGCGAACGUGUUUAAUGUGAUGGUUUUUAAUAACAAAGGGACGGUUGUUAAAGUUUGGUAGCUGAGAAUAUGGUGAGUCGGCGACUGUCAACUACGAUCUUUAUAUCAAAUUUUAUCAUCAAUCCAGUGUAGAAUUUGUUGAGACGUGGACAUUAUCCAUUCUAGGCAAAACAGACCUUGCCCGGACAGAAUUAAUUGUAGUGAUUGCAACACGCAAAGAUAUCGCAUGUCAGAUAGAUGGCAAAGUUCCCCAUCGCGCCCUCCUGCGGCACCCAUGACUAAAAUUUAACGAAACCUUUCCUGAAAAGCCUACAUUGGCAUUAUUUUGCCGUUGUUCUUAACAUUAAUUUCUACGCAAGGAGCCAAGUGCACUUAAACUGAAUCUUUUCUUGUAUUCCUUUCCUGGUUAACCAACCCUUUCUAUUCUCGAUCCCUUGUUACUCAAUAAGAUUAGUUAGUGUUUCAGUUUAGGGUUACAAGAAGGUCAAAGACUACUGCUGAUAGAUCAAGUUAUCACGGGAACGCCUUACAGGGGGGGAGGGAGCGGGGGGGACGGAUACAUGUCACUCACCCCUCUGAUAUAGCAAAUUAAUGAUUUUUAAAAUCAAAACAACCUGGUAUGUUCCUUAAAACAUAGAAAGACUCGGAUUGAUUAAAGACCCCUUUGUUGUGAAACCCUUCUUGCAAGCUUGGAAGUGCAAGUUGUUUUUCUCGAUGUUGGUAAAUGAGAUCUUGUUAAGCCACCUUGCCCUCUGGCGAGUUUCGCUGAGCUGAGCAAGAAAAAGGGCAACAUAGUUGUCUCAUGAUGAUCAUGUUGCACAGUAUCCAGAGAAAAUAAUUGUACGAUAUCUAGCGUUUGCUGUUCAAACUCGCAUGACUCUCAUAAGAAUUCGUGUGGUACACGUGUUACCUAUGAACUUAGUGUAUAUGGAAUCCACUUACAGUUCUUCGUUGUCUUUGUUCUCGAUGUCGCGCCGCAUAAGCAAGCAACAGAACAUUAGUUCUGCCAAAAGAAGUCAACCAGAGCCCUGGAUUGCUUCACUCGGGUCUUCUCCUCCUGAAAGGCUCUGGAUAAAUACUUAACAAACGAGUUAAGACGAGGUAUGAUUAUACUUUACUCUGAGUGGGGCGACGUUUUGGCCAACAAGCUGAGGGUUAACGGAGUCGCCUGAAAGUUGCAGUAUCUAAAUGAGAUGAGAUCAAUUUCGGAAAAAAAUUGAAAUGUAAAUCCUUUAGCAUCAAAUGCAGCUUGAAUUUUCUUUCUGUUUAGGGAGCCUCCUCCUCGUUAAUUUAUCUCUGAAGGGCGGAGGCAGGGGGGAGGGGGCUGGGGGAUUUUAGGGGAGAUCCCAUGGUUUUCCGGGGGAACGGAGGGAGGGGGAUUUUGGUCAUAACCAACAUAGUAUGAAGGGGGGAGGCUACAGAAUAUUGACCGUCAAUUAAGGAGAAAGGUGAGAAUAAUAUAAAACCCUAUAAGGGGAUUAGGUGAAUUUCAUCGUUUCAACCGUUAAUGUUGUAAGGAGAAAUAAGAUGCUGAUCACCCCAGGGGGUCUCUGGGUUAAUAAGGUUAAUUAGGUGUUGCAUUUUAUUAUUUCAGAGUAACUUUUGAUUGAUGCUUCUUGGAAUACAACGAAGUAAAGAACAAAGGCAUAAAAUUUUUAUAGGGUGAUAGCCAAGACUAGAAAUGUACCUGAAAUAACACAAACGGAUAACAACCAGCCAGCGCUGGCUGUCCCUGACACAAAAAGGCGGGGAACAAAGGCAUAGCGUAUCACGUACGUGUUCUAACACGAGCGCGGUCCGAACACGCAAAUGCACGCGUUCUCCCUGUCCCGCGAGUUUUCUGAAUUAAUGCAUGAUCAAGUCGACAAAAUGAAAUAUCUAAAUGUCUUUCUUUUACAAUUCAUGCUUUGGUUUACAUUACAUUUGUCAAACCUCACGCGAUGAACACUGCUUUUUUCUGUCAUGUUUUUAUCAGGAUGUUUAGUUCACCAGUUACCAACUCUGAUUCGAUUGAUCGUACGCUUUAUGCCAAAACAUUACCAUGGUUUUCAUUACUGAGCAGACCAAAUCGUGACAAUAUUUCUUUUCAAUUUUUUAAGCCUACUAAUAUCAUUUGCUCAAGAUUUUCACCAGAGUAUUUCUGAGUUGGGUGCCUCCUUGAAGCAAUAUCCACGGUGGUCCUGGCAAAAUCUCAAAACACGAGAUUGCUGAUCGCAGCUUUCCUCAGCUAACGGAAGUUUUGACGGAAACUGACUUUUAGGGCAAUCAAUUAUUUCUACAGAUUACCCUUGGCCUUAUUCGUUCAACGUUAUGAUAAGUACAGCAUGUGUAUAAUUAGAACAUCGUGAACACGAGGCGUCAGGGAAAGAAACCAGAAAGGGAUUAGAAAGAGUCACUCAACAAUGCUCUCCUUACAUUUCAGUUAACCUUUAACUCCCAUGAGUGACCAAGACAGAAUUUCUCCUUACAAUAUCAAUACAAUACCAAGCAGGCAAGUGAUGAGAAUCAAGAAAAAUAUCAAUUAGGGAUUAUAAGUUGAUCCAAUACCAAAUUCUCCAAACUAACCUCACAAGAACUGAGUGUGGACAGUUAGAAGAAUUACUUAAGAGAUCUUGGGAGUUGAAAGGUUAACAGUGAUUGUGAGAAUUCAGUAUCGAUUCGGAACAGCGACUUUAUUUGUUAUUUUUCAGUUGCUCUUUUUUUAUUUCUGUUCGCUUGAUUACCGUGAGUUUUGUUUAAAUCUUUUACUUUCGCUCUUUUUCAUAGCUGUACCAAUGUAUUUGUGUCAGUGUCUUCUCAAUUAAGGCCGAUUAGGUUUUAUCAGCUGGUGUAUACUGACGCGUAUGACAAAGAUUUGAUUCUUACACCAGUAUUCUAUGAAGGGCUUGGAGAGCCGAAGACGAAAGCUUUAAAUACUUAGCUUCAAUUUCAGAGUUGUUCCAUAAUGAGAAAGAGGAGAGUCAUGACUAUCAUCAAGGGAGGUGUCUCCCUUUGGAGUCUAAUUCAGGUGCAGAUCCCUGAUUGGAAUAUGCUACUUUUAUUAUUCAGAAAAUCUGAGAGUGAAACGUCUUCGCUGCUAGGAUAAACCAUGACUUAAUCCAAAGUUUUCAAACGGUUUUAAAAAAAUUCAGACGAAAUCUGAAUGUGCUGAUUAAAUAAGAAAAGUAGUUCCUUAGCUCUUGUCCCUUUUCCGUAGCACGUUUGAUUAAACCUUACGAAGUGAAUAUCCGUUCACGUUCAGGCCAUUUUGAGAAAGAGGAAGCGAUGACAUUUGAAAACCCAGCACCGGAAGUUACUGAGAUAAACAACGUACAUCUCGGUCCCUUUUCAGCGGAUGUAGUCAGCAAGUAUAAUGUCCAACUUCAAGCUGAACUCUUGACUUUCCCGGAGAAUUUUUCAAUUCUCUAACUUGAAACUCCAUUAAGUCACUGUAAUUUUGCAAGGAGCGUUUUCGCGGUUUCUUUGCGUUAAAAGAUGCUAUUUCCUAUACCGCCCCCUCAAUGCGCACAGAUGUGACGUCAAGGAGAUCCCGCGUAAAUCUAAAGUGACAUAGCAAUUCUAAUAUUGUGAGACGUGAUUUACUGUCAAUUGGAGGAAAUAUAUAAACCAAUUAUGUAUCCGUGUCAGUCUUUUACUUCGCGUCUUUGAUCAAAUAGAGACAGUGACAAAGCCAUUUAUUCUAACAUUCAUCUGUGAAGAAGCUUUAUCAUUCAUCUCAUUCUCAGACGAGUAAGUUUCCUAUCAACUAGUUCUCAAAUUUGCAUAUUACAGUUUUGUUUUACAAUUAUCGGAAUGUGUAACUAAUUUGUAUGUAUGAUAUUACAAAAGCCAUUGAACAAAUUAUCUUAUGUCUAAGAUUUGUAGGUUUCUUCUCUUCCUUUCAAAUAACUAUGUUCUCUUGGUAAGAUGUUAAGCUGGAGAUAAUGGUGGUGUGACAGUUUUCGAAGGUGAACAUAAGAGCUCUUCGGGCAAUAUUAGGUGACCAAGUGAUAUGGAGUGCGUGAGGUUUUCUUUUGAAAUCGUCUUUUUUUUAAAAUUCAUAUUUAAAUCUCUCUUUAUAUAUUGUAAUGAUGACGAUUCAAUAUUUUAGUAGUGAUAUUAGAGCAUAGCGUACGUCAUCUAUAUUAAACAGAUUAGGCAGGUAGUGAUUACUCCAUUUAACCAAAAACCGAUCGUGAAAAUGAUAAUUCAGCGCGGGCUCUUUUCCCGAUUAGUGGCUAUUAUCAAGUCUAAGGAAAAUCUAGUUCUUGAUUUUUUUUGUGGGAGGGAGGGGAUAUCAAUCCAAAGAUUUGCAUGACAUGCAAUACUGAAAAUGAAAAAUACUUUACACUUCAAGUCCGAGCACGAAUCGUCUUUCAGUUGACCGUCGUAAGAAACUAUUCUCACGCUUUUGCCCAGUGCUCUUUACAGCAAUCUGUUUGGAGGUUUGACACCUUGCCAGGAGCCCAUCCUAUCCGUGUAACAGGCUGGUCAACAAAUAUAUGUAAGCUUCUAGGAUUUUUCGGUGAAUAUUUCCUCUCUUCGCGCUCGCAGGCGGAAGGAAGAGAGGCCCUGGCAGCGAGAUAAACAUAGAAUGAUGACAGGUAGAUGUUUCGACAGUGGACCUGGUACAAUGUUCACACCAGGUCAUGGAAAUGGUUACACUCAAAUUGUCAAAUUCGAGGUGAUCAGCGGAAGUGUUUUGAUUGAUUUAUUGAUCCGCCUCUAAAACUACCGGCCAAUUUGUUUAUCCAAAAUAUAAAAAUUUAAAAAAAAAGGAAAAGAAAAAUUUGAAAAUGGAUGAUUCUAGUAUUUUUUUGCCCUUUUUGUACUUUAAUCCAUCACUGAAAGACAAUUUAAAUGAAAUAACAUAUGGUUCGGAACUUAAUUUUAUAUUAAAGAGUCUUUGCGGAGGUCUUUUUAAAAUUUAUAAUACUCGGCGGGAAGUUUUUUUCAUGACAGCACGGAAUAUCUCGUCCAUUAUAUCAAUGUCAUUUUAUUGAUUUUCAUUUAAUUUAAGAGGUUACAGCAAGAACUGUUACAUGCAUACCAACCUCGACAAGAUUUCAGAAUUUACACAAAUUUCGGCCAACUUUGAAGAUUAUUGGGUGAUAUUUUCCUGAUCUAUGAAAUUAUUGGACAUAAAUUUCGUUCAUUCAGUAUAAAAGAAUUACAAAUUAUAUUUGUUCUGAUUUUAAAACAGGAAAAGCCAAAGAAAUGAAAGAAAUAGAAGGAUUUAUUUAUUCAAAUUCGUUCCCAGGGCCUCUCUAAGUUUUCUGAAUUAAAACCAAAUCAGUUUUUUAGUUUUCCUUAGAAGAUUAACCAGUUUUGCAGGUAACAGGUUUUGUCAGCAUCCUUUUGGGUUAAUCGGGAAAUCAGUAAAAUUCAUCGGUAACUGAAAAAAAUCAAUUUAAAUUUAUUAACGAACACCCAUCAAGGCUUCUUUCAUGUGGCUUCAUUUUUUUAUUUUUAGCUGUGUGUUAAGUAAAAAAGUGGGUCUAUGAGCCAGAAAAAGAUUCAAUACUUUUGGAAAAGCUCCAGCUUAAAGGUAUUUCCUGUUGUGAUCGUAUCAUAUCUUUGACAUUUCUAUCCAGGGAACCUUGAUUUGACAUCAGGAUUAACCGGAAUUUUUCCUCGGUGAUUGCAUCAGAAAAGAGAGAAAAAUAUACACAAUAAGAACGAGCCACCUUUGUCAAAUAAAGAAAAGAAAUUCUUAAUUAUUCGACUGAUAACAAAGAGCUUAUUGAACUAAGUGAAAAUUACGGUGAUUAAACUUUUGAAAUCUUCGUGCUACUUGUCCAAAUGAGGUAGCUUUGACGUAGAUUGCCAGACGACCAAUGAAACGUGAUAUCAGGUGACAGGGUUUAUAUAUUAGUGCACGGAAACGGUUUUCAUUAGAUGAACAUCAGUAACACUGGGUGUUGCUGGAAAAUCUUCGCAAACAAGAUUUCAAGCUUCUCUUUAGGGGGCGAAUUUUUCAGUUUCACGAAAAGUAAGUCACAUGCGCUUUUAAUUAAUGCAAACUAUGAAUUUGACUGAAGCUUGUACGUGCAAUAUUCAUGAUAGUACUCUUGCCCUUAAGAAUUGAACUAUUAAUUGUGAAAAUCUGUCGACAGCUGAGCAACUUCCUCACUGAAUCCGAAAACGUUCUGCAUCGUAUUUUGUACCUAAGAACUAGGAUAUUGAAGAUCUAUAGUGCUAACUACCGACUGCCAUAAUAAUGUCGAAAUUUUUAAUGUUUAUGUUUCACACGAACGACGAAAAGGUCGCAUCGGAGUGGAGCUCUUGAACGGCGAUAAAACUACUUUAGCGUCUGUAAAAUUUGUUUUAGCUCAAAAAAUCCAGCCAUCAGUCUAUUUCAUCUAUGAUAAGGUGUUUCCAUCUACGCUUUCCCUUCUGAUCUCCUAGCAGUCGAACGAUUUUGAAGAUAAAUGUAUUUAAAGUUGGCUUGUUUUAACACACAUCGGCACAGAAAUCUUUAAGAUCUUUCACAUUCCCACGGGAAGUUUCGUCGAAUUUCCUGAUAAGAAUGUUUUUUCACAGUGUAAGCUUAGAGUCAGUAGAUUUCUUUGUAUGUAUUUUUCUCUCAAUUUUAUCCCGUUUGUUUGGUCUUUACUGAAUUUAUUCUAGCGCGAAGAAUAUGCUAAUCAAACCAGUACAAGAUCGAUGUCGAGAAAACAUGUAGACAUUCAAAAUCCCUUUUUUAUUACCCUCAUGGUGUGUACAAAACAUUUUUCAUUUAAACAGGGUUUUAAGCCGAACAAAUCGAGCUAAAAGAGAGCGUUGCAGUCUUCGUUCUUUGUUUGUUUAUCACGGUUCGCUCGACAGAUAUGAUAGAUGUUUAGACGUAUCCCUUCGUUCGUAACAACAUAUUUAUUAUUUAGUAUUUGUUUCUUGAACUUUUGCCCGAAAAAUUGAAGAUUUAGUGCCUAUGUGCUGUAAAGGCUUUUAAAAAGUCAUGAAGUUGAGCUAUUUUCGCCUGUUUACUUAAAACUCUUGCGUUGUAACUAUUGUAGAUAGCUAGUUUUUGACGCAGUUACUUUGGCCUUGUAAAACUCUUGCCUGUUAUUGGUCAGUUUUGUGGGCUGAUCUGGAGGUGUGUCAGGGGGCGUUUUACGCGAUGAACACGCGCGAUAAACACGCGCGUGUCCUUAUCGAUGAGAUUCCUCGUCGCGAGUUUAUCUUCCGAAAUACAUCUGGUAGCUCUGAAUAAGUCUAUUUAUCUUUUACUUGAAAGUGAACAGAUGUAAUUUUCCAUAAGAGACACAUGCUAACAGGAGUUAUUUUAAAUUCAAUGAAAGGAAGCAACUUGUCAAAAGGGGAAAUCAGAAAGUGUGGCGUGAUGUUACUGCUUCUGCCCCAGUCUUUUGGGAGAUUGGGCCAUAAAAGGGUCUAAAAUAACAUGCACUUUCAUUGGUCAGUAUUUAUCUCCCUACGUCAGCUGACCAAUCAGAAUAUUUUUACUAAGUGCUUUGAUAAGCGGUUUUGCAAGUAAAAUUACUCCUAGCACUUUCAUCACCCAACCAUUCGCCUCGACUUAGUUGAAAGUACAAAAUAGAUUGCUUCUUCUCAUUCCUAGGAACACAGUAAAGGAGAACUAACCAGUUAAAGCCUCAAUGGCCCUUCAUUUGAAAGAUGAGUGGGAGAAUUUUGUGGUGGAACAGCUUCGAGGACCGUACAUGAAAGAGUUUGGUAAUCUGAAGACGGACGGCGAGCGCUACAAGUUUUGCAAGUAUAUUUUACGGUAAGGUUUUGUGUGCCUAGUUUCGCUUAAAUUUGAUGUUUAUUCAGCAAGCACUUAAGUUGUAAGCCUGGGGUUGUCGUUCAAAGUCUUAAGGCGAUGUUUUUAGACCUUAGAUAAAGCUCCUAAAAGCUAAGAUUUGAACUAGACAAACAAGGGAAAUUGCAAGAUGCCGGUAUUGAUGGAAACUUCAGAUGAAGGAAGGAAUUUAUCAAUAUAUUCGUUCUGUUAUCAAGAUCUUUCGGUUUUUUAUUGAGAUAUUUUUGUUUUUAAUUCCAAGCAGCCUGCAGCAUUCAUAUUUUAUUUCGGUUUAAUUCGAGGAACGGUUUUUUUCGUCACAGUAAAGAACCGAACUUAGCAGGGAAGUUCUGUUUAUUCAUCUGGGUUGAGCCCGAGUUGAGUCUUGUUUGCUUUUUCAACAAUUUCUUCGGUUUGAAACUCAUAUUUUUAAGACAUUUUCUCUGAACUUGUCUUGUCUUUUUUAUUUUGCUUCCUUGCGGUCCGUUCUCGUCCCGAUCCUGUUUAGCCAAGUACAGAAAAAAUUUUACUGUACAGGGUUGCAGCACAAUAAAAUAUGUAUGAACAUUGUCCGCUUUCGAGGCAUAAACUUUUCUGUUUACAUAGAACUGUGAUAGUUUGCACCUUUACUAAGAUCGCAAAUUACUAAAAUACAAAAUAACCAUGGCCCAAAUUUAACAUUUCGGUUCAGCACAUUUCAUCGAUUCCCAGUUUAAAUUUAGACUCCACGUUUCGCGAGGAGGCAAAACUAGAAUUCCCUGUCAUCGAUUGCCGAGUCGCACGUGCCGUAUUGCACCGCCCGCACGAUUACCUUUGACAUCGCUUCGGCAAAUCUGUUUUUUUUUUUUUUUUUUUUUUUUUUCCCCGAUGUUCCCUAAAACAUUUCAGGACAGGUAGAAACCUACGAUCGAAAAUCUUGAAUAAGUUCUUAUCUUCGAUUUGAUCGAGACGAAAAUGAGGUUUGAAAAUGGACUCGUGCAGAGAUCUAUCCGAGAGACUUAUGAAAUAUUGUAGCAAUUUGCUUGACACGACAGGACGCAAAAUUUUGAGUGGCAUUUAAAUUUUUGCUAUUUGCAAAAAAUGGAAGUUGAUCUAAAACAUUUGAAUUUGUUUUCAAUUGCUGAUUUAAAAGAUUGGAGAAAAAAAUGAAAUUGCCCAAAUUUUCAUUUUUGAAAUUGUUUUGUUUAAUUUGGGCAUGUACCACUCAGUUUGAUUGCUAGAAUGAUCCUUGCUUAAGAAAAAGUAAAAAUACUUGUUUUGGAAAGGCAACUACAUGUUACAGAAACAUAACAUGUUUUCAAAUUAAAUCAAUGACUUAUUUCUCAAUUCAAGCCCUUCCCAUCAUUCUAGACCGUACUGCUUAGACUGGUUACUUCAAAAGGACUUCUUGCUGAACUUUUCCAAGUCUCUCACGUUGUGGAAACUGAUGGGAAAGUUUUCCUGCUUACACUCACGUUUUUAAUUGUGUGGUGUUCCCCUGGGAAUUAACAAUGGUCUGUACUGAGAGAUUCAAGGUGUCAAAUUAAUUUUCUUUAUGGUAAUCUAUUCAGUGUGUUUUUAGUGUCAGAUCUGGUUAUUGCAGGCUACUGCAUGGACUAACCUAGCUUUUAGGUCAAAAGUUCUUUAAAAAAGGACUUUCUAGUGAUGUCAUUCAAAACCUUGUUGUAUAAGUGGACUUGUCAUAGCAUUCUUGGAGCAAUCAAUUUUAUUUUUUGUAUGGUGUGUUUUUCUUGAAUCUAGAUGAGGUCAUUACCUAUGGAGUGUUUGUGUUAUUGACAGAAGCUUUUCUUCAAAUUGACACCUUGAUUGCAUUUUUUUCUCUCAUGUUUGUUUCUUGAUGUUGAUUGACAGGAAACUAUUGGUCAUUUAUUUGCCCUUUAAACAUAUUUUAAUUUACUUCUUUUCCCUUGAUCCUUAAAUGCAUGAGCUUAUCAUUUCAUUGUUAUGUAAGGAUCAACUCUGGUUAAUUUGCAUUUCAUUCAUCCUUCUGCACGUGCACAGCUGUGUGCAGUCAGGGAUCAUUUGUGCCUGUUCACUGGAGCUAAUCGAUAGUUGUUAUCAUGUCAACUUAAGUAGCAUGAAUUUGAAAUGUUCAUGCCUUUAAGAUUUAUGGAAUUUGGAGUGCAUGAUGAAAACAAAUUGUGGUUACUGUUAAACUGUACAAAAUGAUUCUAAGAUUGUUUUAAAAACAACUUGUGUCCCUUAGGGAUGGCAAAUUUCAUUAGUUCAGGUGUAUAAGCACGAGCCUGUUUUGGUAACAUGUAAACAUGGAUGAGAUAAAAUAUGUAAAUGAAGAUGGCACAGUGUCAAUUCUUUUGUGAUGUUGUGUCCAAAGAGAGGAUUUGAACUAGGAGGACAGUUUACAGACUUUAAACCCUUACACCCUAACAUCACUAUCUACAUUCUUUAUACUCUUCUCAAGACCCUUUCUUAGGUCCUGGCUGGGAGAAUUCAUUUAGUUUUCAUUCUCACUGUCUUAAUGAAUGAUUCAGCAGUAUUACUUAGAGGAUCAAUUAAAUGUGGUCACUUUUGGGAUUUAAAGGAUUGUAAAAAGUGAAAAGCCAUUUUUGAUUAAACAAAAAGCAACCAAUUAUUGUGAUUUUAAGCCACAUGCUACCUUGAUUAAUUCUUCACUUUCCCUUUCCAUCCUUUGAGUUCACUUUGUAAUGGGGUUCAGCUAUGUUGUUUGUGAUGUUUUUGCACUAAUUUACCAUGCACCUCCAAGAUAUAGUCAUUGGACUUUAUUGAGAUUUCAGUCAGUCUGUAAAGUUGUUUAUAGUAUUUUUGCAUCGGUUCAACAUCUGCUGAUAUAGGGCUAAUGUUGUGGGUGGAGAUAGCUGCUUCCCCUUGUUGUUAUGCCCACGUUCCAUAUAUGGUCAAUUAUUAAUGUGGGCUUUUGUGCUCGUGCACUAGUGAAACUAUUCUUUUGCAGCAUCCUUGUAAAUGUUCAGCCAUUAGAUGUUCAUGUAGUAGAUUAAAAUUCCCCUUCUGAUAUUCCAGGAAUAACACAGUAGCCCAAGAAAUCAUAAGUCAAAUACAAAAGCUUCUGAGUACUAGGAGCCAACAGAAAGCCAAGUCAGCAGGGAAUGGCCAGGAAUACUUGCAUGUGGGAGAAGAACAUCUUAGAAGAAGAGAUUUCAAGAAAGCAGUGAUUUGUUUAUCACUGGUAAUAACUCAUAACGUAAUAGUUAAAUGAAAAUCAUUUUGCUGAAACAAUUAUGGCUUAUUUUGGUCCUCUCUUUCAAGUGUUCGUGCGGUAAACUUAAGUGGGUUAUGGCAUGGGGCUUUUGUUUGUUGUUGUUCUUCUUUUGUACUGAAGUUUCUGUUUUGGUAUGUGCAUAGUUUUCUCAUUUGUUAAAUCUUUUAAAUCAGCUGUUUGUAUGUCAUUAUUUCUAGCAUUGUGCUCACUUACUUGAGGAGUUACUUUCGACCUACCAGAGAAACAUUUGAUUUGCAAAACUCCCAAUAAUAGUUGCUUUUUCUUCCACUUUGUAGGCUAUCCAGCAAGUCCUUUUGUCCAGGUCUGAUAACCAAACAGCACUCUCUAACCAACAUAACGAUUUAUGUGACUUGGCAUCAUCUGACAGUACCGAAGACACCAGUAGGUCUGAUGGCCAGCCCAACCUUGCUGCUCUCUAUACUCAGAGAGCUGAGGUUCUGUAUCAGGCACAGGAAUAUAAGGUAUGAUGCUUACACUAUAAGAACCAACUACACUUUCAGGAUAUGACUUCUUUUCUUUGAAUUUUUCAUGUUCCCCAUGACAAAAAUUUUCUUUCUGUUACAUAUAUGCUCCACAAUAUUUUACUUUGCAGAGACUUCAAGAAAUUCUAUUGUGAUCUUAUCUGGAAGGUGUUUUAAUAAUAAUUAUUUCCUUUUUAUUUUCCAGGCAUGUCUUAAUGAUAUUCAAGAGGUAAUAUCUCUGCAGCAUCCCCAAGCUCUUACUGGGAAACUUGUUAAUCUUCAGAAAUUUUGUCAAAGAAAGUUAUCAUCCUCUCAACACUUGAUUCAUGGUAAGUAUUGAUGCUUUCUUAUGUUGUCUUUUACCUUUGGACUUCUUUUUUGUGCAAUCUUUACUGAGUGUAACUGUAUUUGUUCCUCCAAAUUUUAUUUUAGGUGAGGAUACUUCACAGAACAUUCCCACUGUUACCGGAGGACAACACAGCAAAAUAGCCAAUGGAUCCAGUUUGAUUGAAAUCAGUUGCACAGCCAGCCAGGGACGAUUUUUGAAGGUUGGUUGUCAGGAUGGCACAAUACAAAUAAAUCCUACAAAAUUGGAAAAAAUACUCACUUACAAAAAUUUGAUUUUCUGCAGCAAGGUGUUCAAGAUUUAAUAUGUCCCUCAUUAUAUAACAAUAACAAACCUUGUUCCUCUAUUCAGUUCUUAAGCACCAACUGAUUUUUUUCUACAAGUUCUAUUGUUACACUCAUUAUCAUAUGACCUAUGCAUGUGUUCUUAAUAUUCAAAAACAUUUUUUUGAUUUCUGCAGGCAUCAGAUGACAUCCGUGCUGGAGACACUCUUAUCUCUGAGGCACCAUAUGCUGCAGUUCUCUUACCAGAAAAUGCCCUGACUCAUUGUGAAUGUUGCAUGAAAACAUUGAUAGCGCCCUUUUCGUAAGUGAAAAUUGUGCACAAGAGAGGUGGCAAUAUUAAGUUAAAAAUAUUGAUAAAGAUAAGAAAGAAAUGUGUAUUUCAAGCAUUUCGUUUAUUCAACUUUUGUUGAGUUUAGCACAGUCACUUCAUUUUCCAAAUGAAUGUUUGAUAGUGUAGAACCCAAGAUAGGGUAUUAUGAAACCUGAAAAGUCUCACAAUUCUAUCAUUUUUCAGGCUGGGAAACUCACUGAGUUUUAGAGUGGGUUGUGAAAAGUCAUGGAAAAUGAAAGAAAAAUGAAAAAGUUUAGAACAACAAAGUAAAGAUGUCAGCCUUAGUUUAAUUUUUUUUCACUUUAAUGUGGAAUGAGCUUCUUAAUCUUUUGUUUUGGAAACUUUACAAACAUCUCUGAAAAGGUCGUAGAAUUUUAUGAUUCAAAAGAGUAAGACUUUGAACUGUCAUUGAUUCCUUUUCAGAUGCCAUGACUGCUGUGAAGUCCAGUACUGUUCACAAUCAUGUCGUGACAAGGCCUGGUCACAGUACCAUAAAGUGGAAUGUGGCCUUAGUCCGCUCCUUAAAAUGGUAUGUCUUACUGCUCAUAUGGUAGUUACUGACACCAUCUAAAUCAAGGUAUUAAAACCAACAAAAUCACUAAUAACUACUUUUUUUCGCAGAUGGAUACAUUCUUCCAGUUAUCCCUCAGAAUAAUUCUGGUUACAAGAACUGAGAGCAUUCUUGGUCAGUAUAGCAAAUAAAAUACUAAAAUUUCUUCCUUUUUUAAUUUUUAACCCUCCUUGUAUCUUUGUUCUUAAUGUCAAUGGAAAGGAAACAAAUAAUUAUACCUUUCUUAUGUUGUUUUGAUUUUUUUGUCAUCCUCUUAUACAGAAUUCUUCACGGGAUCAAGUGAAAAGACUGAUAGCACAAAUGUUAACAGAGUGUCAGGAUGUGGCCCAGAGGGUGAAUACUUGGGUUAGUAGAUGGUUACAGUAAAAAUUCCUCCAUGUCUGUGUCGCAGUAACACUGUAUAUUUGGCUAACACUCUGUGUCUUUUUGAUCACAGGUGAUUAUGGUUCUGUGUUCUCUUUGGUGACUAACACAGAAUCACAGCCGGUAAAGACCCUGAUGUCUCAUGCACUGGUAUGUCAUUUUUCAUACUUUGUGGUUUGAAUACUUUCAGUGAUGGCUGUGUUUUUUGUGAUCCAAAAGGCUGAAUCUAUAGGUGCAAUGCUAGAACAAAACUAUUUUUCUCAGUUAGAUACCUACUGAAAAACUUUGAUUCCUGAUGUUGUUUUCAGAACUGUGCGUUACUAUCUGAGUUUCUUCAAGAUGUGCUGAUUAAGAAAGAGGAAUUGCCUGCAAGACCAACAAAUUGUGAUGAUUGUACAAGGAACAGGCUUUGUCAGGCCAAUGAACAACCACAUGGACAAUUUAAACAGAACUACAUUUUUCAAAAUCUUCAAAGUUUGUUUCCCACUGAUACAAGCCCAAGUUCCUUGGGAGGUGAUGUGGUAGGCUGUUUACUUUUCCACCACUCACAGCAAAUGGCUUGCAAUGUCCACGCUAUUACAGCAAUUGUGUCAACAAAUGGGGACAAACCCAGGCAGCAAGUUGUAAGCAGGGAACAGAAGAGAAUAGGGAGUGCUAUUUAUCCAACAGCAUCCUUGUUGAACCAUGCCUGUGAUCCUGAUGUCAUAGUUAGGUGAGUGUUUAGGUUAGCAAGCUAGAGUCUUCUCUCAUGUUUUAUCUUUUUGUUGUGAGGUCAACACUUAUAAUGUGGUUAAAUUCACUAUGAAAUCCCCUGGGGUAGAGCUUUCAGCCGCAAAGUUGAAAGGGCUGUGGCUGAAUCCUCACCUAGGAUUCUGAUUCUUGUAUGGGCUCAUGCUUCUUACAAGAAAACCUUCUUAAAAGAAAACAUUUUUCAAGGAUAUUGGGUUCUCGUUGGGAAUUGUUACUUGGCUAUUUUACCUUUGAGUUUUUUUUUUUUUGUGUGCAAUGUGCAAAUUGUGAAAGCUCUCAGAAAAAGAGGGGAAAAAUCAAAGGGUGUGAGGUCCACCAAGAACUGCUGUAAUAUCAACUGUUUGGUUGAAUACAACACUCUUGUUGAGUAGAAUAAAUUUGAUGCAAAUUAACACAAAUACUUCUAACUUUAUACUCCAGCUUUGUUGAUGGCCAUCUAGUGGUGAGGGCAACCCAUAACAUCUCCAAAGGCUCAGAGAUUUCCCACUGCUAUGGUGAGUUUUAUCAGAGGACUCACUGACUCUGUACACUGAAGUUGUUUUUGUCAAGUUUUUCUGAAGGAUAGCAUAAGUUCCAUAUUUUCCUAACUUUGUUAUUGAGCAUUGAUGUAGACAAGCCUUCAAUAACACUUUUUUUUGUUUGUGUACAGGCCCUCAUGUUAGUCGCAUGGGUUAUGAAGAUCGUCAAAAGCUUCUGUACAAACAGUACUUCUUUACUUGCCAGUGUACUGCGUGCAAGAGGUGAGCUAUGAAGCUUGUUACCUUAGCAAAUGUUUUUGCAGUAUUUACAUGUAAAACACUAUUGCCUGUUGUUCAGUACAAUAUCUGUGUUCACUUUGAAAAAUAACUCUGAAAGACAUGGUUGAAUAAUUUAAUGUUGUAAUCAUUUACUAAUUAACCGUUUAAACCUUAAAAGUGACCAGUAUCUAAUUUCUCCUUACAACAUCAGCCCUGAAUCACACAUCAAGGUCAUGAGAAUAAAGUGAAUGAUCUCCAACUUAUGAAGCUGUUGAUUGUUAAACAAAUUCUCCUUGUCAGCACCCUAGGCAAUGUGUAGAGAACAGUAUGGAGAAUAUGCAUACUGAUGUUAGGGUGGAAAGGGUUAAUGUCAGCUCACUGGGAAGGUUUAAAUCUGAUUCUAUACUUUUUUUGGUUUUAGUGAUGAAGAAAUGGAGAACAAAAGGUUAUGCUUCUCGGCCUUUGCUUGUCCUCAGUGUAAACAUGCCAUGAGGCUUUCCUCGGUGGCCAGUGGAAACAUUGGAACAUGUCAGAACCGAGAGUGUAACUUGGAGAAGAAUAUGCUUGAUGAGUGCAGAUUGGCACGAGAGGCAGAACUACUCUUUGUUAAAGGGGUGCGGUUGUUAGAAAGAGUUGGAGUGAAAGAGGCUCUUGAUGUAUUUCAUGAAUGCUUGAGACGGCGUAAAAUUCUGCUUCACGCUUAUAAUAAGGACUUGGCUGAGACGCACGAUGCUAUUGCAAGGUAAGAUUUGUAAAAGUGGCUGAAAUCGUCCUCAGGAUCAUGUUAUGGAAAUUUUGGGAUGGAAUGAAAAUCUUUCAUUUUGAGGGGCAGGGGUUUUAAUUUUUCACUAGCAUUGGGUAUUAUCAGCUACACUUGUAUCCCUUCAGAUAUGAAAGAAGAGAUGAGAUUCUUCUUGAGGGUAGGUUUUUUAUUAAGGCUUUAGGUAGAGGAGGUGGAAGAGAACCUGCCUACAAAGCAUUUGAGUCGUAAGGGCUUCUAAGUUGUGGUAUGAGUACAGACAGAAUGGACCUGUCAUUUAUUGUCUCCUAGUUUUGAUUUCCUUUUUUUCCCUUGGUUUUUCCUCAGGUGUUAUGCCAUGAUUGGAGACUUUAAAAAGGCAUGCUACUACUGUUCCUACAGCUGUGAGGCAGUUGAAAAGGCAUUUGGUUCUUCGAGUGUGGAAUACGCUCACGAGCUUCACAAGCUUUCACAGCUCCUAUUCAAUGACCGGCAGAUCAAGAAAGCACUCUCCACAAUCGACAAGGCCACGAAUCUCCUAACUCGGCAUUACGGUCGGAGUAAUCCAGAUGUGAAGGAACUAAGCGAGAUGAAACGUUGUCUUGUUUCCGUUGGUGGUUAUGCAAGGAACAACAGUUCGUGACUUGGUAGUCACGCAAUAAUGCAACGUGACAGUCGAACUGUAGUUGCUAUGACUAAAAAAAUUGGUAGAGUUUUUGGAAGUGUAUGGGUUUUUCGUCAUCUUUUUUUAAGCUUUCUUAGAUGACUGUGUGAUUUCUGUGAUCCAAUUGUGUGACUCAUAUUACGUUUAGUGGUUAUAUGGCGGGUCACACAAUCCUUUUGGAUACCAGUUUUCUGUUAAAACAAAAUUAAAAAUACAUUGAAUGUAAAAUGAUUAACGGUUUGUAUGAAUUACUUUUUGUUAUGAAAACAUCUUUUAUACUAAAAGUUUGGUGUUAAGUUAUAUAAUGCGUUCUCUUCAGUGCAGGAGACAUCGUUACAAAAA